CGGUCUUUUUGUUCUUGUUCCUCCACCCGACUCCAUCCCCCCAAAGCCCUUGCGCACUUGAAGGACCUAGGCGCGUCGUUCUUCCGCUGUGCUAAUUUUCGUUUCUUACUUUUGGUACCAGCAGUCAUGGCCUCGGUCACCAUCCAUGAGGAGUCGCAAUCGUUCGCUGCAGAGCUCGUCGUGGACGUCCUCACUCCCCGCCGUCUCAAGAACCUUACGCUAUCGGGAUUGCAUGGCCCGCCAUUCUGGGAGACGAUGGAUACAAGUCCCCAGGGCCUGCAACUGUCCCUUGCGGUAAUCCUUGACCACUUCACGGAAGGUAUGACAGGGCAUCUCCACGUUCACAACCUGGAUCUUUCCCUUCUUGACGACGAUGCAUACGAGCAGUUCCUCCAACUUGUGGAUAGUGCACCAGGACGCUCCGGAGCCACGUCUAUCAACCUCGGCUGUCUCGUCUUCCGCACUAUCACAGACGUCGCAACACUUUUAACGCGUUGUUCAUCGGCAAGAACAGUCAGAGUCCGAGAUCUCACUAUUCUUGCUCCCAUGGAGGGGGAAAUAUUUGCUUCUGACGUUCAAUGGGAUCAAAAAAAGGUUUUUAUUGGAAGAGGAGGACAAGUUCACCUCUUUUAUAUCAUGCUAGACGAGCACGUCCGUCUCGACAACCUCAAGGUGCUCGUCGUCUCCGACAUCACUCAGCAAACAAUGCUCCAGCUCAGAGAAGUCUUGCGAAAGGCUGGUGGGGCUUUGCAUGUGUUGAGCAUCCCUCUACUUUCUUGCGACUUAAGCCUCCUCCCAUCGUUGGAUUUAACAUCCAAUUCCUCUUUACGUGUGCUAACGAUAAGCCACGGUCUUGGGGCAGGGAAUCCUAUUCAAAUAUCAUCUGUAUAUACGUCGGUGCUUGGAGACGCUCCUUGCUCCAGCCCAUUAUUGGCGAGCAUCGAGCUUGAGCGUCUUCAAGCUGAAGAUUAUCAUCGAGACUGACCAGUG
Molecule: messenger RNA, 990 nt
Organism: Desarmillaria tabescens
Lineage: Eukaryota; Fungi; Basidiomycota; Agaricomycetes; Agaricales; Physalacriaceae
Exons: 2
Coding region: 127-984 (285 amino acids)
Source: RefSeq, a predicted model, not a curated record